GUUGAACAAGCCAGGACUUUUAAAAGAUCAGAAUCACACAUAGUUACGUAGUCAGAUAAGAUUGUUCAAUACCGGUGGUGUCUCUGAGGACUGAUCCAUACAUCACCUUAAGAUCAAGAUUACUACAAAGAGAAGAAUGGAGAUGAACAGGAUUUAUGUAAAUGCAGAAGUUACAGCACACAGUAGAGUGAAUUACAGGGACACUGAGAACUUGUAUGAAGAUAUUCAUGUGAAUGAAGACAAUCUGGAGACCCACCAGUCUAAAAUCCUUCAGCAAGCUGAGAACUCAGGAAUUAAUCAAGCACAGAAUACAUGUUACAGAGUGACUACAGUGUGUUUGCUGCUGCUCUGCAUUCUCCUGCUGACUGCUGUAAUAAUGGUAUGGAUGAAAUUCAACAUCCUUCAUACAGAAAAGGACCAAUUACAGAAGCAAAAAGUUGAAUUUCAGAAGACUGUAAAUGAUAUUGUUGCACUUUACAAAGCGACGUGGAAAUCCUUCAACUCCAGCAUUUACUACAUUUCUACUGAGAAGAAAAACUGGACUGAGAGCAGAGUGGACUGCAGAGGGAGAAGAGCGGACCUGGUGAUCAUAAACAGUCUGGAGGAACAGGAGUUUCUCCUGAAACAUCUGGGGAGGAAUCGGGCUUGGCUUGGUCUGAGUGACAGGGACACAGAGGGAGAGUGGAAAUGGGUGGAUGGUACACCUCUAACCACUGCGUACUGGCGUGAGGGGGAACCAAAUAAUGAGAGGGAUGAAGAUUGUGCUGAGAUUUGGGGUAUUUCCAAUAGGAAGGGCUGGAAUGAUAUGCCAUGCUGGCAUAAGCAAUUAUGGGUCUGUGAGAAAAAAUAUUUCUAGUAAAAUAAUGAACAAUAUAUUGCAAUAUUCACAUAUCAAUCUGAAAUUGUCGAUACAUUUUUAAAACCAUUGACAGAAAUCAUAUUUAUAAAAAAAAGAAA
Messenger RNA from Silurus meridionalis, 957 nucleotides. Its product is annotated as CD209 antigen-like protein C. The transcript has 5 exons. The record is from RefSeq and is a predicted model, not a curated record. The coding region runs from base 137 to 856 and encodes 239 amino acids. Lineage: Eukaryota; Metazoa; Chordata; Actinopteri; Siluriformes; Siluridae.